AUGUUAAUAUUAAAAUUGCCUUGGCUAAGACACAGAGAAGAAUCAAGAAAUUAUGAAGUUUACACAGUAGACGUAAGUCCUGAUGGGAAAAGAAUUGCAACAGGUGGGUUAGAUGGCAAGAUUAGAAUAUGGUCUAUGGAUACAAUAAAAAAAUUAUGUCAAAAUAAUAAUAUAACAAUUGAUGAAAGUGAUAAGAUGCCUAUCGCUAAUAUGAGUAGACAUACGGGGUCAGUGACAUGUGUUAAAUUUUCACCUGACGGUAAAUAUCUGGCAAGUGGUUCUGAUGAUAGAAUUCUAUUGAUCUGGCAAUUAGACAAGGAACACACUGAAGAAAGACCUGUGUUUGGUAGUCAUGUUGUAGAAAAGGAACACUGGACAGUAGUUAAAAGACUAGUAGCUCAUGAUAACGACAUACAAGAUAUUUGUUGGGCACCAGAUUCUAAAAUAUUGGUUACUGUUGGGUUGGAUAGAUCAAUAAUUAUUUGGAGUGGUUCCACAUUCGAAAGAUUGAAAAGAAUUGAUAUAAACCAAUCUCUAGUGAAGGGUGUAACCUUUGAUCCGGCAAAUAAAUAUUUUGCGACUACAUCAGAUGAUAGAACUUUGAAAAUUUUUAGAUACCAUAAAAGUGGCAAUAUAUCAUUUGCUUUAGAACACAUAAUUUCAGAGCCGUUUUUUGCUUCACCAUUGACUACCUACUUUAGAAGGUUAUCUUGGUCUCCUGAUGGUCAACAUAUUGCUGCACCAAAUGCUACAAAUGGACCUGUCAGUUCCGUUGUAAUAAUUAAUAGAGGUAAUUGGGAUAGUAGUGUAACUCUAAUUGGUCAUGAUGCACCUACUGAAGUUGUUAGAUUUAAUCCUAGACUUUUUCAAACAGCUAGUGAAAACCAUAAUAAUAAAAGUGGAAAUAAUAACAAGAAAAAUAAGAAUGUUGAAUCAGUAUUAGCAACUGCUGGUCAGGAUAAAACAUUAGUAAUAUGGAGUACAAGCAAGGCAAGACCUAUUAUUGUUGCUUACGAUAUUGUCAACAAACCUAUCACAGAUAUGUGUUGGUCUCCCGAUGGUUCAAUGUUGGUUAUUACCUCCUUAGAUUCAACUAUCACUGUAGUAUCAUUUCAAUCAAAUGAGUUAGGUGUGGCUAUCCCAUUGUCACAGAAUAUGGAACAACUGCAUCGUUAUGGAGUGGAUAAAGAUUCCUUGGAGUUUCCAGAAAGUAUAAAGCAAUUACUGUUGGAGAAUAAAGCUAAAAAAGAAGAAAAGGCACGUAUAGAAAAUCUAAAUAAAAGAUUUGAUAAACCACAUAUGAUCUUAACAACCAACUCUACUAUUUCGCCUUCUUUUGAUAUUACCACUACCACUAGUAACACAGCUACAACUACUGCAACUACAUCUGCUAUUACCGACAUUGGUACAUCUAAAAACCAAAAAGAUGCAACUACAAAUAGUAAUGAACAAUUAUUAAAAAAUACAAAAGUCAAUGUACUUAUACCGAAACGUAAAAAAGAUAGUAUUUUGAAUAAACCAUUGACUGAGAGUAAUGGUAAAAAACGCAUUAUUCCUACUUUGAUCUCAUCCCCGACAAAAAAGAGACGCGAAACCCUUUCAUCACCCACAGAAAUGUCACAAAAAACAGCUAAUACUAUGUCAAUAAAUAGUAAAUCCAAAAAAAUUACAGGCAAUAACAUAUUUAAAGACUUACAAGAAAAAAUGGGGUUUGGAUCCAUUGAUAUUCCAAGAUUAGGUAUUCAUACCUUAAUCAUGGGCACAAAGGAAAGAAUAGGAACAAGUAAAUAUUACCAAGAAGAUGACAAAAUCACUGAAGAAGAGAAUCAACUUAAUAACUUUAACAAUUUAAAUCAACAAGCAUUAAUAGAUAUAAGUACUAAAAUUGAUGAAGGCGAUGAAAAUGAUUACAUUAUGACUUUAAAUAGUAAAAUUACUCCAGAAAAAGUAUGGAGUGAUGAACCAAAUACAAGAUAUAUUGAAAAUCCUAGUGUUAUCCCAGACACUGAUGUAGUAUUAAGCGAAUGUGGUGAUAUUAAUAAAGAAUUCCAUGUUUUAGAAAUAAGAAAUGGUGUUGAAAGAGCCAUUCAAUUUGACAAAGAAGCUUUAAUUGAAAAUCCAACAAGAGUUUUAGGCUAUUCACAAGGUAAGAAAACCCUUGAAUUUUUCAUACCGGAACUCAUAUUGGCGGUAGUUGGAUCAGUGUCUUGUAAAUGCUGGUGUUUUGCAACAUCGAAUGGGUCAAUCUAUAUCAUAUCACAUUAUGGACGUUUAAUACUACCUCGUAUUAGUAUUGGGCAUAAAGUCGUCAAGUUAAUAAUUGAAAAAUCCCAUUUAAUAAUUCUAACUGAAAGAGGAUUGAUAUAUGUUUGGAAUUUAAUCAAUUUAAAAAAUAUCCAUAAGAAUAUACCCAUUCUUCCAGUGUUGAAUAAUGAACCAAUACAAGGACAUAGAGUACGUAUAAAUAAAACAAUUACUCAUAUAGGAUUAACAUCUGAUAAAAAUCAAGAUAUCACAAUACAAUUAACAGCAACUGUAGGUGAAUCUGUAUCAACAAACUACACAUGGAAGAAUACCUUAGGCUGUUGGGUUUUACAAGAAAAUGUGUGA
Molecule: messenger RNA, 2610 nt
Organism: Arxiozyma heterogenica
Lineage: Eukaryota; Fungi; Ascomycota; Saccharomycetes; Saccharomycetales; Saccharomycetaceae
Gene: HIR1
Product: Hir1p
Exons: 1
Coding region: 1-2610 (869 amino acids)
Biological process (GO): chromatin remodeling; regulation of DNA-templated transcription; DNA-templated transcription
Cellular component (GO): nucleus; HIR complex; chromatin
Molecular function (GO): protein binding; nucleosome binding
Source: RefSeq, a predicted model, not a curated record